AUGCUUCUUCUCAUCGUCUUUCCCGUAGCGACGAUGUCCGCCUGCUAUGCGCGCGUCGCCAUCAUCGUUUAUAGUUCGUCGAAGAGUAGACUCGUGCUUUCACAGGCGAUGGUGGCCUUUAGUAAAGCGGCCACUGACGCUGUGCACUUCUCCGGCUACAGUACCAUUCCAAUGAUUUCGACCAGUCGGGAACUGAAAUCGGCAACCAGCACCAUUAAUGCUUAUAAGCAUAAAAGUGCUAGAGUAGCGGAAGCCAAUAAGAAACAGAUUGUACAAAUCUAA
Molecule: messenger RNA, 282 nt
Organism: Cylicostephanus goldi
Lineage: Eukaryota; Metazoa; Nematoda; Chromadorea; Rhabditida; Strongylidae
Source: the annotation of a GenBank genome assembly